Amphimedon queenslandica is the source of this 7224-nucleotide messenger RNA. RefSeq lists its product as uncharacterized. Gene Ontology annotation, cellular component: cytoplasm; nucleus. The record is from RefSeq and is a predicted model, not a curated record. Gene Ontology annotation, biological process: protein poly-ADP-ribosylation; signal transduction; negative regulation of gene expression. Gene Ontology annotation, molecular function: NAD+ poly-ADP-ribosyltransferase activity; ubiquitin-like protein ligase binding; transcription corepressor activity. NCBI's taxonomy places the organism in Eukaryota, Metazoa, Porifera, Demospongiae, Haplosclerida, Niphatidae. The coding region runs from base 31 to 7179 and encodes 2382 amino acids. The transcript is spliced from 26 exons.
GACUCAUGACAUUUGCCCCUCCCUUUUUAAAUGGCUGUGAGGUCAGUUUCUGGUGAUCGAGCCUACCUAGAUACCAAGGACUUACAGAAAGUAUUGACUGAGCUACAACAAUUUUCAAAGCCCAACUGGCGCAAAUUUGGAUUGGAAGCUGGCCUCUACAAGGAAAGUCUCGAUAUAAUAGAAGCUAACUACAAGAGAAAUGUCGAGGAUUGUUUUAUCGAGUGUUUGUCUUGCUGGCUGAAAAGACAGGAUAAUGUUGAUAAUGAAGGAAAGCCAGCAUGGUGCAGAUUAGCUGAGAUAUUAGAGAAAAUUGAAGAAAAAAACUUAGCUGACAAAAUUAGAGAUAUGUCUAGUGGUAUUCAUAAAGAGCAGCAAGUUUGCACUGUUACUACUCCUGGUCACAGCAUUUUUCUUCCUGAAUUUUUAGAGGAGCAAUAUCUUCAAAUGGCCACUGAAUUUUCAAGUAUACUAUCACGUUUUGUUAGUCGGGUUUGCAAAAAAAGGAAAACACUAAAUGCUGUCAAAAUUUGCUUGGUUGGCAUUGUACCAUUAGAUAAGAGAGAAAUCAGUAAAGUAGAUAGUGAAAUUGAAUUGAUGUGUGUCCUUAGAAAUUACUGCUCUUUGAUAAAAUAUCCAAUACUAACUAUUUUAACGAGGGACAUGAACAUGCUUGAUAUUAAAAAGGAACUUGAUGAAUUUGAAAAGAAAAUGAAGAAGUCAUACAAAAGUAUUUUAGCAAAGGACUUUGCAAAAAGUGCUAUUGAAUAUUGUGGUACAUUGCAUAGUAGAGAGGUGACAUUUGAAGUGACAUGGCCCAUUGCUAAAACAACACUUAAUGAAUUUGAGCAGUUUCUAGCUGCUGCCUUUCGUAGUCAAGACAUUUAUAUGCUCAUUCACUUGAAGGCUGUGCAUAGUAGUCUAUUGACAUUUGUUUGUAUCAUUCCAUAUUGGCUAGUAGAAGAGAUGAAAGAUUGCAUUCUUAAGAAUAAAGACCUUAUUAUGUCUAAGGAAGUAGUUAGAAUUACUGUUGAUGGCACUACUGUAUUUAGUGUGAAAAGUUCACUAGAGCCUUAUCAGUUGACAUUAGAAAAUGUGGAAAAAGAGUCAUUUCAGAGUGACGGCGAAGCUGAAGAAGAAUACUGUGAGCCUCUGGACCAUAAUGUACAAGAAGAUAGAAAAUCUGGUGAAGUUUAUGCUUGCCUGAUGUUUUGUGAGAAGGAAUCAAUUGUAUCCUUUACUGCUGUACGAAUUAAAAGGUUAACUGACCUUCUUGAGUAUAUCAAAGAUCAUCAUCAGUUUGCUGAAAUUGGCCCAAUUCAUUAUGUUCAUUUCAAAUUGCCUAAUAGUUUUAUUGAAUUGAAUUUUACUGAGAAGCCACCAGCUGGUUGGACUAUUGUUCCUUUAAUUAAACCUUGCAGAUUGUAUCAAGCAGAUAUUGACAUAUUUGAUGGCACAGAGGAAUCUGUUCCUCCAUCUUGUUUGAUAUCCUUUUAUAGAUCACCUGAUGCCGUGCCAUUAUUGCACUACUCAGUACCAUUAAUUGGUGUGGCUGAUCCUGUUAAAUUUUAUAUUCAUAAUAGAGCAAUGAAAACUAUAGUUUCACCUGCACCUUAUACUGGACUGGUAUAUCAUGAAAAGAAGGAAGAUACACAUUUUAUAUUUUUUACUGCAGCAAGACUUCAGGACAUAUGUAGUAUUGUAAAUUAUGUAGAAGAUCAAUAUCCAUUAGCUAAAAUCAGUUGUCUGAUUAGUUUUGACUUUGAUUCAAAUCAUGAUCAUAUUGAAGUAAUUUUUAAUGCUAGUCAAAUCAAACCUCACUCUUAUAAAUUACACAAGGAUCAAAUUGACAAAUUUAGUGUUGUCAAAACUCUUCCCCCAUCUUUUCAGAUAUCAAUUUAUGAAUCACGUGAUGCUUUUUCAACAAUAUCUUGCUCCAUAUCAUUGGAUGGUGUGGUUGAUCCUGUUAAAAUAGAUUUAAUGUUAAAGUCUCCUAUGAAAAUGACAGCAUCACAAAAUAAUGUAACAUUAUCAUAUUUUGGAUUAUUAUAUUAUGAAUGGAAAGGGAAGGAAUAUUUAAUGACAUUCACUGCUUCCAAGAAGUUAAAUCACUUACUUGAAUAUGUUGAAGAAUAUCAUCCACUAGCAAAAAUCAGUCAAGUUUGUGAUUUUUGUUUCAGUUCCUCUAGUAAUUUUAUUGAACUAUAUGUAAUAUGCGAAGAUUUUUGUGGAUGGACUGUUCAACCAUUGGUGAAACCAUGCCGAUUAUAUCAAGAUGAUAUUGACAGAUAUGAUGAAGCUAGUUAUCUACUUCCUCCAACUUGUCUGUUAUCAGUUUAUGGAUCUGUCAAUGCUGUUCAUACACUACACUAUGUUAUAUCACUGAAAGGUGUUGCUGACCCUGUGAGAUUAUGUAUUGAUAUGAAACUUCAGUUAGAAAAAGAUGUACUAAAGCUUAUUGAUGACUUGCAUAGUUCUAAAAAAGAGAUACAGAAAAAAGAUACAGAGAUUGCUGCAGCCAAAAAAGAUUUAUGCAAUGUACUUGAGAAACUUAAAGAAAUACAUGAAAAAGAUGUAGAAGUUGCUGCAGCAAAAAAAGAAACAUCAAUGAAGACUAAAGAGCCACCAGGAGAGUCAGUACACUACCUGUUACUGUCUGGAUUACCAGAUGGUAUCACAGCUGAUGCUGUGGAAGGAUACUUGUCUAAUUUGUUUGAUGAAGUCAAUGAUGUGGUAUUACUUGGGAAUGGAAGUGCUCAUGCUGAAGUUGUUGAUGAUAAUGAAUUAAGUAUUAAAGAGUUUAUAAAUAAGUCGCACAAAAUUAAGAAGCAACAGAUUGAAAUCAAGCUUACAGAUCCACCUGAUCCAGCCAGUGUUCCUACCAGCACUGCAACUCCUGAUGCCUUGGGAUUAGAUUAUUAUCCUGAUUUGAUUGAAGUCACUUUUGAUGGUGUUAUUGAUACUGAUAUUAUUCAGAUUUACUUUGAAAGCAAACACUCAGGAGGGAAGAGGGAAAAAGUAGUUGAAUCUAUUACGACAUUUGAAGAGGGCAUUAUUCAUGUUAAGUUUGAAUCACCAGAUGAUGCACUAGCUGUUAUUGCACAAGAGGAACAUUCAGUCAAAAUUAAAAAGCAGCCUCGUAAACUUGAGGUUCGCUAUGUCCCUCUUCCACCAGUGAAGGAAUAUGAUAUGAGCAAAUUAAUAAUCAAAGAUAUACCAGAAGGAAUGGAAGAAGGUUAUUUAACCAUGUUUAUUGAGAAUUGUCUUGGAUUAGAUGAAGAUGAUUUCACAAUUAAUUUAAAACCAGGUGUUGCUAUGCUACUCCUAGAAUCUUCUUAUACUGAUGAAGAGCUAAAUAAAAUGAUGGAGAAAUUAGGAGCAAAAAAGUUGCCACAGAAAAAGGAGCAGUUGACUGUUGAAAGAUGUGAAGUUAAUUACAGUAUUUAUGUUGCUGGCAUCACUAACAAAAUUUUAGCUUCAGAAGAUGGUUUAGAACUUUAUUUUGAAAGUUCCAUAAGUGGAGGAGGAGACGGUGUAGUUGAGAAAAUUGAGAUGCUAGCAAAAGACAAAGCAAAAGUGACUUUUAAUGAUCAUUCAGUUAUUCAGAGAGUUUUAAAGAAGAAACACCCUAAACUGGGUCCUAGUGUCAGUAUUACUGAAUGUUCAGUCUUGGACUCUUUAGACAAAAGUACAAUUGAAGAAGAGGAGGAGGAGGAGGAGGAGCCUGUUAAAAAGAAAUCAAGUCACAAAAGAGACAAUAAGACAGGAGAAAACCCAGUAAAACGACUUGAUAAGAAGAAUAAGCAAAAAAAGUCUAAGAAACAUAGCAAAACAUGUAGUAGCAGUGACGAUGAUGAAACAGAUGCUUCUUCACCCCCUCCUCUUGUCAAAGAUAAUCCUUCUCAAGUUCCACUCAAUCCUGUACACCAUCCAUUGGAUCCUCUUCUUGCUAAGUAUGUUCGUUUAAAGCCUGACAUUACCAAGGGUAUUGAAAUGGAGUUUCAAGUUAAGAUUACUGCAGCUGAUGCUGGUAUUAUUACAAUAUCACCUUUACCUUCCUCUCCUCCUGACUGGCCUGAAAAAACUGUAGAUAUGAUGCAAGAGUUUAUUUCUAGCUCUCUCACUAAAGUCGAUUUACCUGUUCCUCCAGAAGUUGGUAGCUCAGUUUAUCCGAUGAUAAUAAAAGAAUGCAAUGAUGAAGGUUUACAAUAUGCUUUUGGUCAAGGUAACAAUAAAGUUACAAUAGCUGGUCAUAUUGAUGCUGUAACAAAGCUACAGCGCAAUGUUGCUGAACUAUGUGGUAGAAUGAUACGAUGUGUAGAUGAGGUUGAGCUUUCAAAGGAAGACUUUAUGUACUUCAAAGGUUGGGCUUUAUCUCGAGUUCAGCAGCAGCACAAAGCAGUAAAGCUGCAAUGUCAUGAUGAUCGUUUGUCAUUAUCCAUUGAUGGUUCUAUGAAAGAUGUGGAUGAGGUUAAGUCUAAGUUAUCACAGCAUUUGGUUCAUAGUAAAGUUCCUGUUAACCUCCAACCAGAAGCAUUGAAGUUUAUACAUGAUGACCAACCAGGAAGACAAAAGCUUAAUACCAUGCUCAAAGGUCACCCUGAGGUCAUUCCUUAUUUUUCUCAUAGCGCAAAUAAUCAGCUCUUCUUCCUUUUACUCUGCUCAAAUAGCCAUAUUGAUAAAGCUGAGCAUGUAGUAACAACUAUUCAGCAAGAAAUAGUAGUCCAGUCUAUUGAUUUGCCACAGUCAUUUUUAAGACAAAUAUCCGAUUCAAAUUUUGUGUCAUUUCAAACUAACCUUGCCAAAAAAUAUUCCUUUUCUGCCACUGUACAUCAGAGCAAACUUACAUUAGUCAGUACUCGUAGCAGUAUAGCAGACGUUAAUAGAGAAUUUCAUACUUUUGUUACUGAAGCUUGCUCUGUCACUGAUGUAAUUAAUUUUAAAAGAGGAGUUUGGCGUCUGUUGCAUUCAACAUCAAUGGAGAAGAACUGGACUGAUCUUUUGGAAAAUAUGAAAAAGAGAGGCAUCAUGAUUGUUUUCUCUUCGAAACCAACAGCCCAAAAACCAUACAUUAAAAUUAAAGGAGAAGUGCAUAAUUUGGAGUUUGCAAAAGAAGAAAUUAUGGAGUUCCAAGCUGCUGUGAAAGAGCGACAGGUAACAAUCUCUCGUCCAGGAAUGGGUAAAUAUUUCUUGAGUAAUCCUCAAGGUCAAAUGAUGCUGAAAGGUAUAGAGUACGAAGCUAAUGUUUGUAUUGAAGUUGAAGUUAGUAAAGAAAAUUUUGAACAUGAUGAGCCUUCCAUGACAGCUAGUCGAAGUUUCAAAAAUAUUGGUUUUGGAACUACUCCUGAGAUGAAGAGAGUGAAUGUGAUAGUUGGUGAUAUCACAGAGUUUGAUAGAGCUGAUGUUAUUGUUAAUGCUGCUAAUGGCCAGCUAGUUCAUGAUGCUGGCAUAGCUGCUUCUAUUGUAAAAAGAGGUGGUCCGGCAAUCCAAGAAGAUUCAACAAGGUAUAUUGAUAAGAAUGGAUAUCUUUUUGAUGGAGAAGCUGUUCUCUUUCCAAGAGCUGGUAAUCUACCUUAUAAGGCAAUAGUUCAUGCAGUUAGUCCACAAUGGAAUAGAUUUGGGGAUAACUCCAGAGAGAUAGCAUUGUUAAAGAAGGCCAUUCAUCAAAGUCUAGAGAAAUCAAAGGGUUUUACCUCAAUAGCUAUCCCAGCAAUAAGCAGUGGUGUGUUUGGUUUCCCAGCUGAUGUGUGUGCUGAUAGUAUUCUAAAAGCUAUUGCUGAGUUUAGUCGUGUUGACCAUGGCUCACAACUUAAUGAGAUCAAUAUAGUUAUUUUUGAAGAUAAAAUCAAUGAGUUUUUAAAGGCAGCUAAAAGACAAUUAAAAAGUUUUCAGUUUUAUAAUUCCACUCAAAGUUUAUUACCUCUCUCAGUAGCAGUUCCUUCAAGUCAAACAGCAUAUUCUUUUUCUCUUCCUCGUGGUCAUAGUCCAGAUCUUCCAACAAUAAUGCUUCCUCUGGAUUCAGAAGUUAUAGUUCACAUUUACAGUGAGACAGAGUCAAUGGUUGAAAGAGCCGAAAAAAAAUUACAGUCCACAAUUGCUACAUUUUAUUACGAGGAAAUUGCUGAUCCUAGUAUCUCUGCUUUCUCUGAUGAAACUGUACAUGAACUUAUAUCAUUUGCAAGUGAUCACAAUGUUGAUAUUGAAAUUGAUCGAGAUCCUAGCCUUCAUUUGGUUAACCUUCAGGGAUUUUUUCAAGAUGUUAUGCUUGUCAAAGAUAAAAUUUGUGAUGCAAUGUCUUUUAUAACUCAAGAGCAAUCAAAGAAAUCUGCUGCUGCCUUAGUUUCUAAAACUGUACGCUGGACAAGGAUUAAUCCAGAUAAUGAAGAAGAAGAGGAGUAUGGUGAAUUUCUAAAUUAUGAAAUUGAGCAAGCAUUUCAAAACGAGAAGGAAAUUUAUGAUGCUGCAGAUGAUAGCUUCUUUAUAAACUUUGAGAAAAUGAAGGAAAGGGAUAAAAUAACUAAUAAAACUGCUAUUGUUAAACGUUUGAAUCUCAUAAAAGUACAAGAACAACCUGAUAACUGGGAUCCAAUACCUCUUGACUCUCAAAAAAAAGAAAAACAAUUUCAUCUUGUUACACUGCCAGCUACUAGUCCUGAAUACAAAACUGCUGAGACAGCUUUCAAUAAGACAAUGACUGGAAAAUAUGCUAAGAUUCUUAGCAUUCAAAGGCUACAGAACCCAGCCUUAUACAAGCAGUAUGCAAUUAGAAAGAAAGAAAUGGAAAUACACAAUCCUAAGGGCCAUCAAAAUGAACGACUGCUCUGGCAUGGUACCAGUCCUGAUACACUGGAUAAGAUUAACACACGUGGUUUUGAUCGUAACUUUGCAGGAAAACACGCUACUGUGUAUGGUAAAGGAGUAUAUUUUGCUCGUGAUGCAUCAUACUCUCACAGAUACACAUCACCUGAUGCUAAUGGUGUUCGUCACAUGUACUAUACUCUUGUUCUUACUGGGGAAUUCACUGUUGGUGAUAAUUUAAUGAUAUGUCCUCCUCUUAAAAAUCCUCAAGUUGAUCUUAUUGUUACUUUUGAUGCUACUGUUGAUAAUGUUGCUAAUCCAGCCAUUUUUGUAGUCUACCGAGAUACUCAACAUUAUCCAGCAUAUCUGAUAAACUAUAAAUGAAUUCAUUAUAACUUAAACUGUGUAUCAGUAAUGUAGUUUAGGCCU